Messenger RNA from Phyllopteryx taeniolatus (common seadragon), 828 nucleotides. Its product is annotated as pancreatic progenitor cell differentiation and proliferation factor B-like. Lineage: Eukaryota; Metazoa; Chordata; Actinopteri; Syngnathiformes; Syngnathidae. Gene Ontology annotation, biological process: multicellular organism development; cell differentiation. The transcript has 5 exons. The record is from RefSeq and is a predicted model, not a curated record. Bases 218 to 571 code for a protein of 117 amino acids.
GCCCUUCUGCGCCAGACUCUGCCGUCGAGUGACCGAGAGAAGGUCAACACCGUCGCCGCCGAUCCACAAAUGGGCCCUUCGAACCACUGAGCAGCUCUUCUGCCAUCCGAACCUUCCAACCGCACCAGCGGCCAACAACAGCCUCCCGAUCUCAAGCCAAAGGUCCCCACGGUUUUUAUCCAUCAGUUAAGCGGUUUUCCAUCUCAGGUCGGAGAAAAUGGCAGCAAUUCCAUCAAGCGGCUCCCUCGUUGCCACCCAUGAUUACUACAGAAGGCGCAUCGGCUCCACCUCCAGCAGCAGCUCAUGCAGCAGUGCUGAGUACUCAGGAGAGGUCAUCCCACACCACCCUGGACUUCCGAGACAAGACUCAGGGCACUGGUGGACCUCCUUUUUCUUUGCAAAACCCGGAGCCGAAACCCCAAAAAACGGAAGCUACACAUUGGCCAAUGGUCAGGUGACCUGCAUCGCAAGGGAAAUGCUUCUGAAGCGACAGCUCAGCGAAAGCGGCGACAUCGGGAAGUCUGAGGCCUCAAACCUGCCUCCGCCGGCCUCCUCCUCUUCCUCUUCCUAGACGCCCUUUGCCCUCAUCUUCAUCCUCCUCCUGUGGUUUUGUCACUGCCAACUUGCUAUCGCGGUCCAGAUGGAGAUGGUGGUGGUGACGAUGACUCGCUUUUUUUCAGUAAAUAGAUAGCCUUUUUGUUUUUGCCUGUAUAGUUUUAUUUGUACGACGACCAAAACAAAAACAAACAAAAAAACAAGGUAAUGUUUUUCAUCUGUUUUCUUCUUGUGAUUUCCCAUUGUUGAUAAAAAUAAAAAGAUAAAACUACA